UCUAACCCCACUAUGUUGAGCAUAGAGAUAAUAUAUUCCACUUGGAAUAUUAAGAUAGCGAUUAGCGACUGCAUAAUCUUAUAUUUCAAAUGCGUGUGUAAGUGUAAGUAUAACUAGUGAGUCAGUUAUUAACUUUAAGGAGAGAUGUCCUUGACAUCAAAGAGUCCUUUAUCAAUUUUAAAACUCCAUAGCCAUAGAAAAUGAUGCCUUCCUUCAUAAUUUAUAAUCAUAUUACAUGCAGACUAAUAUUAAAUGGUCGCUAAACAAGCAUAUAAUAUGAAUUCAUGCGGGUGCCGUAAAGUUCACUUAAUGUAACAAGCAUAUCCAGCAAACUCCAUGAACUAGAAUUGAGUUGGAUAAAAAUGACAAUGCAAAACUCUCUCCAAAUAACUACAGGUGGUACUCGCGGUUACGAUGAUGAUGGACGUGCCAAGAGGACUGGAACUUUAUGGAGUGCUGUGGCUCAUAUCAUUACAGCUAUUAUUGGUGCUGGUGUUCUGUCUCUGGCAUGGAGCACUUCCCAAUUGGGAUGGAUUGCAGCACCACUUUUCUUGGUUUUUUGUGCAAUUGUCACCUAUAUUUCUUCAUUCCUCCUUUCUGAUUGUUACAGAACUCUGGAUCCUGUAACUGGGAAAAGAAACUGCUCUUACAUUGAAGCUGUUAGAAUCUAUCUUGGCAAUAAAAGAACAUGGUUGGCUGGUUUCCUUCAAUAUUUGAGCUUGUAUGGAGUUAGUAUUGCUUACAUAAUUACCACAGCACAAUGUUUGAGAGCGAUACUGAAAUCAAAUUGUUAUCACAAGGAAGGACAUCAGGCUCCUUGUAAAUAUGGAGAUACAAUAUAUAUGGUGCUGUUUGGACUAAUUCAGGUCAUAAUGUCAUUCAUACCAGAUCUUCACACCAUGGCAUGGCUUUCAGUUGUUGCUGCCAUAAUGUCCUUUACAUACUCAUUCAUUGGACUUGGACUUGGCAUCGCAACAGUAGUGGAAAAUGGAACAAUUAAGGGGAGAUUAACAGGAGUACCAACUUCAAAUAUUGUUGACAAAUUCUGGUUAGUCUUCCAAGCAGUUGGUGAUAUUGCCUUUGCCUAUCCAUACACGGUCAUCCUCUUGGAGAUACAGGACACUCUAGAGUCUCCUCCACCAGAAAACAAGACCAUGAAAAAGGCCUCCUUGAUCGCUCUCCUCAUUACAACAUUCUUCUACCUCUGCUGUGGAUGCUUUGGAUAUGCAGCUUUUGGAAAUCAAACACCAGGGAACCUCUUGACAGGAUUUGGCUUUUACGAGCCCUAUUGGCUCGUUGACUUUGCUAAUGCUUGCAUUGUUCUUCAUCUGGUAGGAGGAUAUCAGGUUUACUGUCAGCCGAUAUAUGGUGCUGUUGAUCGAUGGUGUUCAAAAAAAUACUCCAACAUUGGCUUUGUGAAUAAUUUCUAUCAAUUGAAACUGCCUUGUUUGCCAGCUUUUCAGAUAAACAUGUUCAGGAUAUGUUUUCGAACAGCCUAUGUGGUUUCCACUACUGGAGUUGCUAUACUGUUUCCAUACUUCAAUCAACUUCUAGGAGUGUUAGGAGCCUUAGGCUUUUGGCCAUUGGUUAUAUAUUUCCCGAUAGAGAUGUACUUUGUGCAGAGGAAAAUUGAAGCUUGGUCUAGAAAAUGGAUUGUUCUUAGGACCUUAAGCUUUAUUUGCUUUAUUGUGUCGGUACUGGCUCUCAUUGCAUCAUUUGAAGGAAUCAUAAGAGAGAAACUAAGCUAAUGAAGGGUGCUUCAUUAUCUUAUAAUCUUAUCUUUCAUGUAAUUCAGUUUCAUGUUAAUUUUAUUACUAUUUUGAGUUUAUAAAGGAGAUAGCAAUAAUGUGAGGAGUUGGACAUGGAAUAGUACUAGUUAGUGAAGAACUCCCUUUAAAUAAAUUGUAAUGCUACAUAAAUAUGGUCAUUAACGGAAAUAGGGUAAAGCUUAAA
Molecule: messenger RNA, 1953 nt
Organism: Cajanus cajan (pigeon pea)
Lineage: Eukaryota; Viridiplantae; Streptophyta; Magnoliopsida; Fabales; Fabaceae
Product: putative amino acid permease 7
Source: RefSeq, a predicted model, not a curated record